Molecule: messenger RNA, 1050 nt
Organism: Schistosoma mattheei
Lineage: Eukaryota; Metazoa; Platyhelminthes; Trematoda; Strigeidida; Schistosomatidae
Source: the annotation of a GenBank genome assembly
AUGUGUCGUGUCACUACAACUGGCACAUUAAUAUCUCAAUUAAAUGAAGCUGGUCCCACCUAUGCUCGCUGUUUAGCUGAAAUUGUUAGGCGUACGGAAUUCGACGAUAUGCUUACUCAACGAUCUGUAUGUUAUCUUAAAGAGGAAACUAAUUUGAGAACUGAAGAAUGUCGUCGACGGCGUAUAUUUUCUAAACAUUUAAAAAAUAAUGUUCUACAUUCACUCUUUUCACCAUGGACUAAUUCAAAAGCGGAAUGUCUCGGGCUUACCAAUAUACCAGGAACAAUUUCUAUGUCACAAGAUGUAGUUGAACAGCAAUUGUGUGAAACAUCUACUACCACCACCACUAUGACUACUACUACAUCUAAUCAAAAAGUCGAUUCACUUUCACAUUGUCCUCAAACAAAUGCAGCAGAAUUUACAGUGAAUCGACGAUAUGCCUUAUCUUCUUUAUCUGAACCACGUUUAAAUGAAUUAGCCAAAGCUUGUGCAUUGAAUCGUGUACAACAUUCGCGUGUUCGUUCAACUCGAUUAAAUUCACUCAGUUCACCAGAUCCUCAGUUGACUAAAGUUAAAGAAGAUGAAGUGAUUGAAUCGGAUCAAAGUAAAAAACGUUCAAAUUAUAAUUGUCCUAUACAACACCAACCAGUUCUAUUACGUCCACCGCAUACUAAAGUAAUGCUUGAUGCUAAUCGUCGUGCUUCAAUGCCAUUUGAUGAAUCUGAUCGAGGUGAAUUAUCCAGUCUACCAAAUUGGUCAGUUGAUUCGUCAUCAUUAUUAGGUAUAUUAUCGAAUAAUUUCUAUCAAACUGAUCAUCAUAAUCUAUCGAAUAUAACACAAUCAGUUAAAAUUACUCGUGAUGAUUUAGAAAGGUUAAUGCAAUCUAUGCCUACUAAUAUAUCUAAUUUAUUAAGGAUGGAAUUGAAUAAAUCGUUUUCACUAUUUAAAAAUACUUCUUUUCUACCUAAUACAUCAUUGACCAAUCCGAGUGGGAGUGUUUCUUUAGAUCAAACAUCCAAUAUUAUUAACAGUACCGGUUUUUAUCUGUAG